Molecule: messenger RNA, 2524 nt
Organism: Eriocheir sinensis (Chinese mitten crab)
Lineage: Eukaryota; Metazoa; Arthropoda; Malacostraca; Decapoda; Varunidae
Product: moesin-like
Exons: 7
Coding region: 278-964 (228 amino acids)
Biological process (GO): regulation of organelle assembly; positive regulation of protein localization to early endosome; positive regulation of early endosome to late endosome transport
Cellular component (GO): cytoskeleton; filopodium
Molecular function (GO): cell adhesion molecule binding; actin binding
Source: RefSeq, a predicted model, not a curated record
AUACGGUGCAGUUGACCACUACACACGUACUUACUAUGCUGCCUCAAUGAUUACUGGCCAAUGAAGGCGUUGCAGGCGUCCUGAUAGGAGUGUCUAACUACACUGCAUCAGGGACAGUCGCCAGGCUCUGGUCUGCAGAGCUAUGGCUACCAUCAGCAGGAAGUCAUACUAGGGAAUGACCUAACAUCCCCUCGAGAAAAUAUAGUCCAAUGGCUCCUUCCGACCAUAUCCACAAACAAGAAAACUUCCCACAUUUCAGAUUCGUGUCAUCACAGGAAUGCAAGAUGUUGCCCUCACAAUUGAUGAUAAGGUCCUGGGCUCAGAGUUCCUUCUCCAGGUGGUGUCCGAGUUAGGUGUAGAUGACAAGGAUUGGCUGGGUCUACAAUACAGUGACCUCUCAGGUCGCUGGUGGUGGCUGCAGGACAACAAAAAGGUACUAGCCCAGAGGGUGCGGCCAGUUGCAGACCCACUCAUCAUGUUCCUGAAAGUGAAGCUCUACCCACCCCGACCCUCACAGCUCACAGACACCACAGUGCAACGACUUGUAUAUCUGCAACUGAAGGCAGCUGUGGAGGUUGGGGAGUUGAUCUGCCCAGCACCCCGCAAUGCCAUACUUAGUGCCCUUGCAGGACAGGACAGUGUACUGAAAUACCUAGAGACAGCAGAGGAACUAGAAGAGUAUGGUUUGUGGCACUUCAUCGUGAUGCGACCGCACGACCCUACCCCUGUCAGACUGAGCAUCGGCACCACUGGCUUUUUCAUCACAGAGAAUAACAGGAAAAUCAGCUUCCCCUUCUCUGAGCUGCAAGGGAUUCAGGCGAAUGGGAGGAAACUGGUGCUGCAACACAUAGCCAAGUCACUGCCAGACACCAUCUUCCAGGGCUCUGAUGACGCCCACAUCAAGGACCUUCAUUACCUUGCCGUCCUACACAAGGAAUACUACCUUGUCAAUAAUGCAUGCUGAAGCAAGACAUACAGCCAAUUUUUUCACUCAUUCUUUCUGAUGAAAGACUAUUACAGGCACAUCUAAGCAAUGGGUUCACAAAUGGCCUCCAUUCAGAAGCUUCUGAUACAGCAAUGUUUGGUAAGAAUUCCUUAAUAAACCCAACUUCCCACCAUAAUUUUAAAAGGAAAGCCAGACACUGAGAAAGAAAAUUCUUGAUGGCAAAUUUGUAAAAAAAAAUGUGGGUUGCCUAAAAUGAACAAAUGUCAGGAAUGCUGCACAAUAUAUGUAACAUCCUCAGCUAUCUUCUUUGUGAGGCAUACUCUUUAAUUUAUUAUAUCUCAAUAAGAUCACUGUUGUGCCAUUCAUGUGAAGCCAAUCACAUGCAAGGGACUUGGCCCCUUGCAUGGCUCCCUUCAUUAUCAGGGUAUUCUGGAGGGCCCUCCCACUCCCUUCCUUAGUUUUUGUGAUAAAUAAAAUACAGAUCCAAAGAUACAUUUUGGCCCUUCCCUUCACUGGGGCCCUGCGGUAAAUUUCAGCUUUUCCUCAUUUCCCCUCAUAGUUACACCUUCAUCUCAUUUUUUGACACUACACGAAGAAUGUGCUUUAAUAUAUUUUUCUAAUCAUGGCAUUUAUUAUGUUAGGGAAAGUGUUUGUGCUCUAUCACAAAUUUAUAUCACAUCCAAGAGGAACAUUUACUUGGACACCCCAUCUCAGUGUGUAUGACAAUGCUUUCAUGCUCCUUAGACAUUGUUUUUCAGGUAGGUCCCAGCACAUGAUGGUGAAUCAGACUGUCUUAGACUUGGCACCCUUGCUAUCUGGUGACUCAAGAAUCAGUCUUAUGGCUGAUACCUGUGUGCAGCUACAUCAGCAGUUUAUCUUCUCUGCUUCCCUCACACUUGUCAUUUCUGUGCUGAUGACACCCAGAUUUAUGUGAAGAUUACAAAUGUUAAUAUGAAAAGAAAAUUAUAUUUAUUAUAUUUAUUACUGGUAUUCUCGACUAAAUUGUUAUGUAUCUCUGGUCCAAGCAAUUUCAGUUGAAUAACGCUGUCAGUAGGUAUAUUCAACAAUAGGAAUAAUUCAAUUCUAUUUGAGUAGUAGCAGCAAGUAGGUGCCUUCUAAACCCUUUGAUAAAAAGGACAAAUUAGAGACAGGAUGAUAAUUUGACAUGUCUUAAAUAUCAGGUCCAGGUUUCUUGAGCAGAGGCCAUAGCAAGGCCUGCUUUUCAGACUGCACAAAUCUACCCUCUGAAAAGCAUUUCUUCUAUUUUCAUAAUAGAUUCAGUUGUAUGGUCAUAGACUCUGAAUAAUUUAGAAACAUUUCUGCAAUCCAAAGGGUGAAAGGUUUAUUAGUUUCUUAUGUAGGGUAAGACGAUGUCCACACCUACUAAACAGAAUGAUGAAAGAAAAUAAUUUAAGGGUGUUGUGGUUAGAGUAUGUACUAUUAAAAUUACUCAUUGGGGGUAGGUUCAUCCAACUCACGUCUUAGUAAGUUAUAAAGUUGGAAGCCAACUUUGCAUUGAUGUACCUUACAUGCUUGUGCAUUCUCAUAUUUUCUGCCAAUAAACUGUUCAAAAACGAA